Molecule: messenger RNA, 399 nt
Organism: Populus trichocarpa (black cottonwood)
Lineage: Eukaryota; Viridiplantae; Streptophyta; Magnoliopsida; Malpighiales; Salicaceae
Product: auxin-responsive protein SAUR50-like
Exons: 1
Coding region: 1-399 (132 amino acids)
Biological process (GO): response to auxin
Source: RefSeq, a predicted model, not a curated record
AUGGCGUUAAAGAUGAUAAAGAAGGGCAGGUUUCUCAAACAUUGUUCCUGCAAGUGCAUCAAUCUAGGAACCAACUGGUUUAUGAAACAUGCAACUUGUAACCAUUUUCAAGAUUGGGAAAGCCGGUCUCUUUUGCCUGAGGACGACUACUGCAUAAUACCAAAAGAUGUUCCAAAAGGUCAUUUAGCAGUCUAUGUAGGUGAAGACUGCAAAAGAUAUGUCAUCAAGGUUACUUUACUCAAGCAUCCUCUCUUCAAGGCAUUGCUUGAUCGCACUGAGGAGGUUUUUGGUUUCACCACGGGCUCAAAACUUUGCAUUCCAUGCAAUGAGAGCAUGUUCAAAAGCAUACUGCACUGCGUUGACUCUCAUCAGGAUCGUGGGUUUUGGUUGUGUUUCUGA